CGACCAAAAUUUUGAGUGAAAAAAAAUGAACUUGAGUGGUUUUUCUAAGCCGGUUACAGUCUUAAGACUUGUCAAUUAAUUCCCGUACUACCGUAUACCAACAAUAUCAAUAUCAAUAUCAAUAUGAUUAGAAAUAUAGGAAGAAGAUCAUUGGUUUCAUGUAGCAGAUUAAUUAGAGGCACUCAAUUUGGAUUAAGUUCUGUAAGUGCAAGAUCUGGUCCAUGGAGACAGCCACAGUUCUUAACUGUUAGAUUCAACAGUUAUAUAAAUACACAGGGAGAAAGUGUCGAGGAUAAGAUAGAUCAUUUAAGUAUAAAUGAGUAUAAUGGGAUAAGUAACGAUUACUUAGAUACAUUGGCUGAUGAAUUAGAAGAAUUAAGUGAAAGUUACCCUCAAAUUGAUAGUGAAUUAACUCAAGGUGUGUUAACUAUUUCUUUACCACCAAAUGGGACUUAUGUUAUUAAUAAACAACCUCCCAAUAAACAAAUAUGGCUUAGUAGUCCUAUUAGUGGUCCAAAGAGAUAUGAUUCAAUUGAAGGAAAAUGGGUUACAUUAAGAGAUGGUAGUUCAUUAACUCAAUUACUCGAAGAAGAAAUCUCUACUGCAUUAGAUACAGAGUUUAAGUUUGAAAGAACUCAAGCUUAAACAUAAACAUGUGCCUAAACUUAAUUAAGUUCAUUUAAUGUCAUGUCAUGUCGUAUAAUUUUGUUAGCCUUAAUCCCUUAGUAAUUGU
Messenger RNA from Scheffersomyces amazonensis, 733 nucleotides. It is a transcript of the gene YFH1, whose product is annotated as ferroxidase. Gene Ontology annotation, cellular component: mitochondrion. Lineage: Eukaryota; Fungi; Ascomycota; Pichiomycetes; Serinales; Debaryomycetaceae. The record is from RefSeq and is a predicted model, not a curated record. Gene Ontology annotation, biological process: intracellular iron ion homeostasis; iron incorporation into metallo-sulfur cluster. The coding region runs from base 124 to 645 and encodes 173 amino acids. The transcript has a single exon. Gene Ontology annotation, molecular function: ferric iron binding; ferroxidase activity; 2 iron, 2 sulfur cluster binding.